AGACCGAGGCUGCGCUCAGGCCCCGCCUUCGUCCCGCUGUUGUUCCGUUUGACCGUGCCAGACAUUUUUAAUAGCCGAACUAUCUCCUUUCAUCGUCUUUGCUCCUAAUGGCGGUAGAGGGUCUAGAGGAAUCAACCGCCCUCAGCGGUGGGAGCGACAUCCCACCGAGUGAGACAAACGAGCUUGAAUGUGAGAAAAAAGAAAAUGGCUCUACGGAGCCGGAAACAGAACAGCAAGCAGUCAGCAUAGUGGAGCCGAAAAUGGAAGAUGGGGACGUGGAGGCCGAUGAGGAGAAACCCGCGGCGACAGACGCUGCGGAGGCGGGGAAGGAGGACUCAGCGGCAACCCGGGAAGCAGUGACUGUUCCCGAGGAGCCGGAGGAGAGACCGCCGUCCCUGCCAAGUCUGGGAGGAAACAAUGGAGAGGACGGUAGAAUCACCAUGAAGGAGCUGAAGGAGGAGCUAGACGAUGAUAGCCGCUCCUCAGGAAUAAGCUGCGAUAAAAGCACCUCUGCUAGCGAGGAUGGAGAGAAGAGCAGCAGCGGCGGUGAGCUGGGAGACAAGAGGCGCUCCAGCAUGGAGGUCUCCUCCUCUGACGGAGAACCGAGCUCAGAGGACAGUGUCUGCAGCACCACCACAGAAAUGGAGAGCAUAGGUUCCAGUGGGCGUUCCACUCCUGCACUGUUGAACGGACAGAGCAGCGCCAGGUCUUCAGCGACUAAGACUAUGUCGUACAACUGCUGCUGGGACCGCUGUCCACAGUGCUUCAACUCCAGCCCUGACCUGGCUGAGCAUAUCAGGGGUAUUCAUGUGGACGGCCAGAGAGGAGGGGUGUUUGUAUGUCUCUGGAAGGGUUGCAAGGUGUAUAACACGCCGUCCACUAGUCAGAGCUGGCUGCAGAGACACAUGCUGACCCACAGUGGAGAUAAACCCUUCAAGUGUGUAGUUGGCGGCUGCAACGCCAGCUUUGCUUCUCAGGGAGGGUUGGCCCGUCAUGUCCCCAGUCAUUUCAGCCAUCAGAGCUCGUCCAAAAUGUCCAGCCAGGCCAGGCUAAAGGAGGACUCUCCAUCUAAGGCAGGACUCAACAAAAGGAAGAAACUCAAAAACAAACGGAGGUGGUCCCUGCGUACGUAUCCAACAACAAGGCCCCAUGAUUUCUUUGAUGUCCAAACCAUGGAUGCGUUGCGUCACAGAGCCAUCUGCCUCAACCUCACCACCCACAUCGAAAGCGGCGGCAACGGCCACAGCGUCGUCUUUCACAGUACAGUCCUAGCCAAGAGGAAAGAGGGGACUGGCAAGGUGAAAGUACUGCUACACUGGACACCUGAAGACAUUUUGCCAGACGUGUGGGUGAAUGAAACGGAGCGAUCUCAGCUGAAAACAAAAGUAGUGCACUUAUCGCAAUUACCGCAGGACACAGCAAUGAUGCUAGACCCCAACAUCUACCGAGCUCUUCCUCAGAAGCGACUGAAGCGCAGCCUGUAAGACCUUCUCUGCAGAGUCUGUACUUGAGGGAAAAUCGCCACUGAUUGGAGGUUGAUCCGUUCAGGACGGGGGGCUCUUCUUCAGACUCUGCUCAGUGUUUUAAAUGGAAACAAAAA
Molecule: messenger RNA, 1600 nt
Organism: Cyprinodon tularosa
Lineage: Eukaryota; Metazoa; Chordata; Actinopteri; Cyprinodontiformes; Cyprinodontidae
Product: zinc finger protein AEBP2-like
Exons: 9
Coding region: 108-1484 (458 amino acids)
Biological process (GO): regulation of transcription by RNA polymerase II
Cellular component (GO): ESC/E(Z) complex
Source: RefSeq, a predicted model, not a curated record